CAUGAAACUGACAUCGUAUUUUUAAACGUAUUAAACUUUAAAUUUUUAGCGUCUGAUUCAAUUUUAAAAUUCAAAAGUGCUAUUUAAAUGUUUCACCGUUUGUAUCUUUUGGUUCUUUGUAUAUUCAACGCGUCUCCAGGUCAAAGAUGUGUGCUAAAUUCUCGGUCUCAUUUUGGAGAACCGUUGCCGGUAUUUUUAAGGAAUGGAAGACUUUUAGAGCCCGAUGAUCGAUAUGGAAACGUGGAGAUGAAUAGCGGAGACACCUUGACUUUAAGCUGUGGGAGCUCAGGGCCUAUAUCGCAUCCUAACGCCAUUCGCCAGCUCAGAACUGCUACUAUAACUUGUGAAGCCGGCGAUAACUUCAGAAACGAUGAUUGGCUAAACGCGCCGGCUAGCUUCAGCCAAUUUCGCUGUCAGGAUCCCCCAGACUAUAAUAGCCAACGCACGAAUCAAUCAUGCUUUAAUGGGCAUCAAAUCUACGAAGUUGGGUAUCAGAUUGAUAAUCAAUGGCAUCCAGUAUACCAGUCCUGUUUCGAUGAAGAUGUCCUCAGACCUGUUUAUUCGAAAUACACGCAGAAGCCAUAUAACGCCAUGUUUCAAACGAGAGUAGAUAGACCUUAUUUUAAAGCGGAUGGCAAUUAUAGAACCAUUCCAGUGGAAUCCUUGUUCUCUCCGUGGGGUCAGAGGGCAGCUAUCGGAAACCUUGUAGGGUCUGCUAUCGACCGCUACGUUACUAGAUCCGAAGAGAUGUCUAGAGGCCACUUAGCUGCGAAAACAGACUUUGUGUUUGCGUUCGGAGAAAGGGCUACAUUCCACUACGUAAACUGCGCGCCUCAGUGGAAAAAUUUCAACGGAGGAAACUGGAAUACCUUAGAAGUUGACUUGAGAAACCACGUCCACGCAGCAGGAUACAAUACCAUAUUAUACACGGGAACUUUUGGAGUGACCAGCCUUAUUAACCAAUAUGGAGAACGAGUUGAUCUCUACCUUGCAAAUGAUAAUAACAACAAUCCAAUAAUUCCAGUCCCUCAAUAUUAUUAUAAAGUGGUUUAUGAUACGGAUUCUCGCAAGGGUAUCGCCUUUGUGGGUAUAAAUAACCCGUAUUACACUUCGAGCGAAGCAAGGGACCUGUUUUUCUGUGAAGACUUGUGUAGGGGCAACCCGGAAUUUCGCUGGUUGACAUGGCGCCCGGAUAACCCUUCGGAGGGAUACACUUUUUGUUGUAGAGUUGAGGAUUUUCGGCGUACGGUUAAUCAUUUACCGGAAUUCGAGGUUACAGGAUUGCUAACGUAACUUAA
Cydia strobilella is the source of this 1298-nucleotide messenger RNA. RefSeq lists its product as uncharacterized. The record is from RefSeq and is a predicted model, not a curated record. NCBI's taxonomy places the organism in Eukaryota, Metazoa, Arthropoda, Insecta, Lepidoptera, Tortricidae. Bases 88 to 1293 code for a protein of 401 amino acids. Gene Ontology annotation, biological process: apoptotic DNA fragmentation. The transcript has a single exon. Gene Ontology annotation, molecular function: nucleic acid binding; RNA endonuclease activity; metal ion binding. Gene Ontology annotation, cellular component: mitochondrial inner membrane; nucleus.